AUGGCUAGUUUAUCCAGAAACACAUUUCUAUCAGACGCGUACGGGAUCGAUCUGUGCUUUGAUCUAGACGACGCGCUGACGCUGCCGGGGAAUGAAGACGGAUACCGGACUAGUUCAAUAACGUCGCCGGAAAGUGAUAGUGCUGGUGAUGCUUCGGUGGCGGACUUGCCGACGGUUGCUGCAGCGGAAGGUGUCAUUUGCUCGGUCUGUGUCGAAGGGUUUCGAGCAGAAGAAGAAGGAGGAGGUGGUCGAGGUAAGCAAGUCCCUUGUGGCCAUGUCUAUCACGAAACUUGCAUAGCAAAGUGGCUUUCACACUCGAACUCUUGCCCUCUCUGCCGCUCCACCGUCUUCCAUCCUCAUCAGUAA
Fragaria vesca subsp. vesca is the source of this 366-nucleotide messenger RNA. RefSeq names its product E3 ubiquitin-protein ligase RNF181-like. The transcript has a single exon. The record is from RefSeq and is a predicted model, not a curated record. NCBI's taxonomy places the organism in Eukaryota, Viridiplantae, Streptophyta, Magnoliopsida, Rosales, Rosaceae. The coding region runs from base 1 to 366 and encodes 121 amino acids.